Molecule: messenger RNA, 7342 nt
Organism: Triplophysa dalaica
Lineage: Eukaryota; Metazoa; Chordata; Actinopteri; Cypriniformes; Nemacheilidae
Gene: syt2a
Product: synaptotagmin IIa
Exons: 9
Coding region: 657-1946 (429 amino acids)
Biological process (GO): cellular response to calcium ion; regulation of dopamine secretion; synaptic vesicle endocytosis
Cellular component (GO): synaptic vesicle membrane; dense core granule; axon
Molecular function (GO): syntaxin binding; phosphatidylserine binding; calcium ion binding
Source: RefSeq, a predicted model, not a curated record
AUAUAUUUUCACAAAUAUAGCUCUUCAUAACAAACUCUAGAAUAUUUGAUUGGUAAGAAAUUGUGAGUUUGUGAACCUUUAAAAACUGUUGUGGACAAUAGUGGGGUUAUUCAACUGUUGUGUAAGAGAGAGAGUGCUGGGUGCAUUUGUGACUCACAGUGGCUGUAUCCAUUGUUUUCCGUCUGUUUUCAUCUUCUCUUUAGUGGUGCUCUCCCUGCAGUGUAUCUGUGGAAAACUCGACUUACGCAAUGUCACAUUGCAUAACGGCAGCAUAGCGCAAUUCUGCCAUACCAUCUAUGAAAAGGAAUGUGUCCUAGAAUUAUAAAGCGGCUUAGCCCGUGAAUUUUGUCAGCUUCAUUAAAUUAUUCACGCGCUGCAAUGGGUACAGACAGGCUCUUACCCUCUGGAGCAGAGAAUUGAUGUUUGGAAAUUGAGAAAUCCUUUUGUGUUUGCCUAUCACAGUGUUUUUAAAAAGAUGGGAGGGCAGAGUCUACUUUCGUUAGUUAUCAUUUCUCGUGGAGUGGGUGGCGGGAUUCACAUAGUCGUGUCGAAUUUGAAUUGCCACUUUUGCAUUUUCAGUGAGCAAAAACUUCAGAGCUGCAUUUGAUAUUGUACAGUACAUGUGAUAAAGGUUUCUGUUGGUGUAGCCAUCAAGCAUGAAGUGGAAUUUGUUUAAGAAGAAGCCUGAGGCUAUGGUGGGCCCCGAGCCCACCGGCGCCAGCGCCUUGACUAUGGCUCCGACCGUCUUCACACCCACAGAUAACUCUACCGAGCAUCAGGGCCCAGUCAGCAAGAAUGACGUCUUUGGUGACAUCAAAAACAAGUUCCUCAAUGAGAUGGACAAGCUGCCACUGCCUCCCUGGGCCAUCAUUGCCAUCGCUAUUGUAGCGGUGGUCCUGAUCCUCACCUGCUGUUUCUGCAUCGUUAAAAAGACCUGCCUUAAGAAGAAAAAAGGCAAGAAGGGAAAGAAAGGCAAAGGAGACAUGGGAAUGAAGAACAUGAAGGAAGGAGAGAAACAGGACGAUGACGAUGAAGAAGAUAUAGACAUGGGAAUAACUGAGGAGAAAGAGGAAGAACCCAAAGAGAAGGAGAAGCUGGGAAAACUGCAGUUCUCCUUAGAUUAUGACUUCUCUGACAACAAGCUGUCAGUGGGUAUCCUGCAAGCCGCAGAUCUACUCUCAAUGGACAGCGGAGGCACCUCUGACCCGUACGUCAAAGUUUUCAUUCUCCCAGACAAGAAGAAGAAGUUUGACACCAAGGUGCACAAGAAAACCCUCAACCCUGUCUUCAAUGAAACUUUCCACUUUAAGAUUCCGUUCGCUGAAAUGGGUGGGAAGACUCUGGUCAUGUCCGUCUACGACUUUGACCGUUUCUCGAAGCACGACGUGAUAGGCGAGGUGAAGAUUGCUAUGAACAAGGUGGACCUGGCCCAGCCCAUCGAGCAGUGGAGAGACCUGGAUAGUGCUGAGAAAGAAGAGCCUGAAAAACUUGGAGAUAUCUGCAUCUCUCUGCGCUACGUACCUACAGCUGGAAAACUCACCAUCUGCAUCCUGGAAGCUAAAAACCUGAAAAAGAUGGAUGUUGGAGGACUCUCAGAUCCCUACGUGAAGAUUCACCUUCUACAAAACGGUAAGCGGCUUAAGAAGAAGAAGACCACAGUGAAGAAGAACACGCUGAAUCCCUACUACAACGAAUCCUUCAGCUUUGAGAUUCCACAGGACCAGAUGCAGAAAAUCCAAGCCGUGGUCACAGUGCUCGACUACGACAAGAUCGGCAAGAACGACGCUAUCGGGAAGAUCUGGGUGAGCAGCAAAGCGCAGGGAACUGCGCUAAAACACUGGUCCGACAUGCUGGCCAACCCCCGCCGGCCCAUCGCCCAAUGGCAUCAGCUCAAACCAGAGGAGGACGUAGAUGCUGAGUUAGCAGCCCUCAAUGCCAAGAAGUAAUCCUGCCACUUCUCCUUCCUUCCUUCCCUCCCCGCCCCUCCCUCUCUCUCACUUUUCCUUUCUUUCACUUGCAUAACACGUCAUCUCAACCAAUCAGCACUGAAUAACAGCCGUAGGCUAUCGGACUAGAGACUUAAGGUAUUAGAAGAACACAAAUCAAGAUAGCGGAUCAGGGUUGUGUCUGAUCCAGCUAGGAAGCUGAACAAAGACUGUUUCGACUACUAUCCAUGUUCUUCGAGAAAAACCCGAUCUCUGAGGGUCCUUUGGGGAACAACACAGGGUUUAAUUCCAGAGGAGAUGCGAGCUCACGUUUCAGCACAUUUACACUCGAGCAUCCAACUGAUCAUUCCAAAUAUUUUGCAUCGGUGACCAGGGAUAGAAAACACUGCCUCUUCCACUGCCUAAUUUGAACACAUUUCUUCUAGAUUCUCUGGUCAUCUAGAGUUCUGUUACGUUCGAGUCUGAAAGGACAGUGAGGAAUGAUUCGUCAUAAUGAAUAUAAAAAAUAAACGCAGCAAACAUUGGGAAAUGGAGAGAUGGUUGGACUAGAUGCUCCUGACCCAUUGAGAAGGAAUUUUUCAGGGGUCGUCGAUUACACUGCCUGCAAACCUUUUCUUCCAUCCUUCAGUUCGAACGGUCAGCCGGAUGGCUGACAUCCUAACAAAACCCUGACAAAAAGGAGACAAGCCUUCAAACAUCAUGAUAUAAGCAAUUCUUAGCUGCCAGGGACGUCUUCCUGUUAGCGUCAGUGUUUUAAUCCUUUGCUUUGAUUCGUUGUAUGUAAUGUCUUCUGCCUGAGCACUUUAAAUGGAAGUGUGUUUUUGUUGUUGACAGUAUUUUCACUCGCGUUUGGGAGGUUGUUGCUCUGAUUCGUGUUUUUGAUGAUCCGGACCAAGUCGCUAUGAAAUCAUUUUGCGUUUAAUUCGAUUUUUGUUUCACACCAGAAGUUGAGGAAGGCAGGUCAUGACUGAGGGCGACGUGACAUGUGUAUUUACUACACAACUUACCAAACCGCUGAACCUAUUUGCACUACAUUCUGUAGAUGUUGUACUUUUGUGAUGGUGGAUUCUUGAUUCCAGUUGUCCGAAUUUGCAUAGGUUUAAAAAAGGGAACUUCAUCUGAAUCAGCUCUUGACGGCGCAAGUAAUUGUUGAGAUAUUAAUAUAAUUUUGCUGAUGAGCCACGCAGAACUAAAUCUUCAGGCGAAUGAUCCUCAUACUCCCCGGAGAAACUCAGCUGGCGAUGAUGAUACCUUGGGAUAAUUUUUCAAUUAUCAACCAGUUUAGAAAAUUGCAAGCCUGAAUCUUAUCAAGAUAUUUUUAUGCCGCAUCAUUUAUUGCGUGUAGACUUUUAAAUUAGGCCAAUUGCGACAGGCAUAGAUUUCCAAGUGUGAAUUUAAAGGACGGAUUGAAGGUUUGUGUACUCACAAUGCUUUGACCCAAGGUAAACAACUCAUUGUCAAAUGAAAAUUUCACUCUAGUGCUACAAAAUGCGUCUUGUUGUGGCAUGUUCAGCUUGUUUCAAAAGUUAAUUUACGUAGAGAUGCACCGAUACUACAUUUCUCCACCGAUAUGGUUAUUCAGAGUGAUAUCUGCCGAUACCGAUUCUAAAGAUUGAAUUAAUAUUUCUUAACUUUCUAAAUGUUAUUAAUUCAUAUAAAUACUAUUAAUAUUGAAAACUGGUGAUGUUUCCUAACAUUUUCUAUAUACAGAGCACAAAUGUAUUGCAUUUUUCUGUCCUCUUUUGAUUGACAGGACAUAGCUGCCCUGAUCAUCGGCUUUUAUCAACCAAAUCCAAUUAUUGGCUGCUACAGUAUAUCGGUGCAUCUCUAAUUCUUAAUCCAACUUCUAGAGUUAAAAUUGAGUCUGUCAUCAUGUAAUUCAAAGCCUGUAAUAUGUUCUGUAUUGGAACAAGAUUUGAAAGUCAUUUUUCCUUGACAAUCACCCCCUUUGCCACGUUAUGGAGUAUUUGUGGUUGGGGUGGGGUUAGGGGCUAAACAAAAUAAAAAAAUGUAAUAGGAUAUAUAAACUAAAAUACUCUUAAAUAUAAAAUACAGAGGCUUCUCCGAGCUGGGUUUGGUAAUGCUUUGGUAAUGCACAGAGGACAAAACCGCUACAGCAACGUGACCCACGCGAGACCGCCGUGUCUAAAAACAAGUCGCAUUCAGUUGCAAUAACUUGUUUUACUAAGCUGAUUCUAAAAUAACAGGUACUUCCAACCACAUUCAGAUUUUGAAAUUAAGUUUCUUCGCAAGAUUUACAAACGUUUAGUUAUUUAUCGCUGCUUAGACGACUUUGGUUUGUUUUACUGGUAAUAUUGAAACACGUCAUUUAGAGAUCAACUUCUGCGUUAACUCUUUCAAUGUGAGUUAAUUCUACACAACUCUGUCUUUUAUUAAAAAAGAAAAAAACGAAUACAAAGAAAUCGUAAAUUGCAAUUAACAACCCCCCUCCCCAAACCCGUAAGAGUGUAGUUUUAACUAUAUAUAUGCAUAGUUCCUACUUUAUAAUACUGCAUGUUACAAUAAAAAGAUUAGCAUGUUUCAGAGAUGAAGCGAAAAUAUAUUGUGUAGGUGUUCUUUGUCAUUUUAAUAACAAAAAGGAGGGGGGCUGGCUUAAGAUACUGUGUAUAUUUUCUAAUUAAAUCAAAUAUGUAUUUAUUUUCUGUGAGUGGGUACUGGAGAGAUCAUGAACUAAACUAGACUAAACUUCAUUUUCAGAUUCAAUCCAUGCCUGAACAUCAAGAGCAAAUAUGUUAAGUGCUUCGUGUGAACUAAUGUAGAGUGAAAACGUAGCCGCAUGCUUGCCGUCUACUAAUAUUGUUAAAAAUGUUAAUGUAUUAAUUUACUUUUCAAAAUGCUUUUUCUUAUUUUUAGAGUAAUAUUUCUAUGUCUUUUCGUCAGAAUAUGUUUGUGGGAAGUAAAAACUUCCAUCGGGGGCUCCAAGUCUAAAUAUUCCCUGCCCCCAUGUUAUGAUGUCACACAGAAUCGUUAUAAAAGUUAUAAUGUUUGCCUUUUUUUUUCUCCACAUUUUAUUUAUAAUUUGUAUCCUUUUCACUAUCAGUGCCAAUAAGAAUAAGUCACGUUUACUGCCAUUUUAACUGACUUAACGUCAUUCUUGCGUGAUUUUUUCGGACCAACUGAUUUUUACCUUGGCGACCAAGUCGCCAAAGCACAAUAGCACCAAUCGCAUCAUCGAAAACUUGGAGUCCCCAUUGUUUUCUAAAAGCUUUUAUUUCAGAAAAUUUUACAUAACAACAGCGUUUAACUAGCCAAUAAACAGUAAGUUUGUGUGUGCGAAUGUGAAUAAGAUAAAGCCAUAAGAAUUGAGCUAAAUCUUUGAAGCUCAGCUAUAUAGAUGUACUUAAAAUAACCCUGAAAAUGUCUCCUCCUUUCAUACUGUAGGCCUAUGUAUCUCCUCAACAUUCCAUUCAAGUCUGUGAUGCUAUAGGGAGCCACACAUUCUUAAAGAUAUGCUCAUUUGAGUAUUAUUGGCGGUUUUACUUGCAAUAACCAGUCUCUCUUUAUUAUGUGUCUUUUUAAUGUUUUUAUAUUAUUUGUUUCAUUCUAUGUUGAGUUUUGUAAAUGCCUAGAUUUAACACAGUCUACUAGGGACAUCUGUACUGUAUGAACGUACACGUGUGGUCAGUCUAGUUGUUGCCAUUCCACUGUGUAUGUUCACACAUGCAUUUUUGGGUAAAGGGCAAUUUAAAAGGGCAGUUUAUAUUCAUGGUAAUAUACAAUCCAUUAAAGUUGCAAUCUGUAAUGUUAUGCUACUAUAUCGCCAUCUAUGUUUGAAACAUAGAACUGCAGGUUACUUUACAUACUCAUUCUUAUGUGGGUUGAAGUAAUCUCAAACUGACAUUUCUGCAAAAAUCCGACCCGACCGCUCUAAUAUAACCAUGAAAAAUUACAGAUUGCAUCUUUAAUGUGUAGACGGUUUCUAUGUAUGUAGAAACGUAAACAACGUUUUGUGCCCCAAACUCAACUUCAGGUAGACAUCCGCAAAGAAUCAGAUUUUUAUUUAUUUAAUACAAUUAAUAUGCCAUAAAAUAUUAAAAUAAAGUAUAUAUAUAUCUAUAUAUCUAUAUUAAAUAUUUAAUUGUUAUAUUACUACCAACUAGCAAGACCAGUAACCAAGCACAGACUAGAAGUAAGCUUCAGGCCAGGCACAUGCAACCGUUAAAUCGUCUAAAGAGUAACUUUUUAAAAUAUUAAUUAAAUUAAUUAUAAUAAUAAUAACAACAACAAUAAUAACAUAAAUUGACAUAGAUAAAUUAGCUAGAAAAUAUAAUAGAAAUUAAAACCUCAAACAGUGGAUGCUGCUAAUCGGACAUAAAUUGAUUGAUCUAUUUAAUUUAAUAUUUAUUUAUUUAUUUAUUUGUUUGUUUGUUUUUAAACAAUUUAAACUCGAAUACUAAGAAAUUAAGCAGAAAUGUGCAGAGUCUAAGUCCACUUAAUGUCAGUCAGCAAGAAGAGAAAGUUAUUUGGGCUUGAGUGCGUAUGAAAGUGUGUGAAUUUAAUCGACAAUGCAUAGCCCCUUUAAUAAAUAUUCAUUUGUUGUGAGUAGAGCACUGCCAUUCUGCCUAUAGGGCAGAGUGCACAAUAAAAUAUUAUUUCAAACAUUCCUUACUGUUAACCACAGAGUGGCUAUACUUGCGGGUCAAUACAUUGCGAGCAGACAAUAAAACCGAUGCUGGGAUAGUUUCGAGAGAUGGAUAAAGCCCACAACUGCCUGCCAAUGUAUAAAUCAGCAUGCAAACGCAAGUCUGUGGUCUGUACUCUUGCUCAGUGAGUGUUUAUUCUGUUGUGUUGAUGAAUGAAAGAUUGUUCAAACACCCACAGCAGAGAUAUCUUUACAUUUUUGUUUAUUUCUAUAUUAGCCAGCCAGAAACAAAACAAGCAAAUGAGGGGAUGCCUUCAUGCCUGCUUUUGCGAAUCAUAUAUCUAGACAAAUGCUCUGGGGGCCAAAAGAAUCAAAAUCUUGCCAUUGUAUUAUUUCUAUUUCCUUUUAUUGUGCACUUUUCAUAUCUCAUAUAUGGAGUCAUAAAAAUGAUAUUUUUUUUCUAUUUGUGAAGGUUUAGUUUUUAAGUCAGUGGGAGACUGUAAGGGUUUGUUUGUACCUGUUUUAGUGUUGUUGUAUGUGCGCGUUUGCGUUGCGUGUUCAUGUCUGUAUCGUCGUGCCUAGUGUGGAUCAAUCGCAUGCUUUAGCCCCUGACGGGACACUUUGAGAAUACGUUGCUCACAGACUCUUCCCAUGAUCCCUAAUGGACGGUACAUGAGCAUCAGCAAUCCUUGUGAAGACGUCAAGGGAACCAAAUAGCUCUUCGGAUUUAUCAUAUGUGUUACCAGCUCUGUACUGAAACAAAUGAUAAAAUAAAGGCCUUUAAAUACACUUA